GUCUGAGUGACUGGCGGGUAAGACAGACAACUCCACUCCCUGGACUGCUGGAAGGACUUCAGAGCUUCAGCUUGCAUUUUCUCUGCUCCGUGCACUUGCUAGGAGAAAAAUUUCUUUCCAGCAUGCCUGAUAGGAAGGCCUUAAAUCAUGAACUUUCUAAACUUUUCAAUGAGAUGUGGGAUAUGGAUGUUAACCGCUUUAUGCCUGGGAAAGACUAUACAAUUGAAGUGCAGGGAAAAGCAGGUGCCCUACAGCAAGGAGACAGUGCUAUCCAGGACAGCGCAGCCAGACAUCUGUUUCACAAUGUAAACCAAGAUCACCUGAAGAGCAUAAAAACAUUCUCAACCUUUAUUUCCUUAUUGGACAACUAUGAGACAUCAACCGGAGUAGAAGAAGUAGUGACUCCAGAAGAAAUAGCUGAAAACAAUGGUUUUCUUGAUGCUAUUUUAAUGACUGGAGUAAUGAAACUAGCUCAUGAAUAUCUGCUUAAAAAAAAAAAGGCAAAGCCAAACCUUGCUGAUUGCAAGUAUCAGCUCUAUGACAUCUGGUUCCAGCUCUAUGCCAGGAAAGAAGGAGACAGACCCGAUUCUUGUGGUUUUGACGUUUUUGUUGGAGAAACAAAGCGUGGUAAACAGAUCUUAGGUUUGCACAACUGGGUGCAAUUUUACCUUCAGGAGAAGCAUAACCAAAUUGACUACAAGGGAUAUAUCGCUCGGAAGAACAAAACCAGGCCUGACAAAGAUGACCAAGUUUUGAGCAUCCAAUUCAGCUGGAAGGGCUCAGUCAAGCCAAUUGGAAGCACCUUUAUUGGUGUCAGCCCUGAGUUUGAAUUUGCCCUUUACACUGUCAUUUUUCUGCUGUCUGAAGAAAGAGUCACACGUGAAACAGUGAAGAUAGAAGAAUACGAGCUACAGAUUGUUGUUUAUCGCCAUGGGCACUACAUUGGAACAGCAUAUCCAGUGCUCUGCAGCACCAGUAGUGAAGACUAGUAGUUACAGUGAUCAGGCAGCAUUUACCUUUGUUUUGUUUUGUUUUGUUUAUUUGAUGGAGGGGAGGGAGUAAAUUGAUGAGUUGUCUCAUACAAUUAAUUUCCAAUACAAGUUUUUGAGUUGUUCACUUUUGGUCUGCAAUAAAGUGUUUAAUCAACA
Messenger RNA from Cygnus atratus (black swan), 1148 nucleotides. Its product is annotated as poly(U)-specific endoribonuclease-A-like. NCBI's taxonomy places the organism in Eukaryota, Metazoa, Chordata, Aves, Anseriformes, Anatidae. Gene Ontology annotation, molecular function: RNA endonuclease activity. The record is from RefSeq and is a predicted model, not a curated record.